Messenger RNA from Dromaius novaehollandiae (emu), 5008 nucleotides. RefSeq names its product histamine H3 receptor-like. Gene Ontology annotation, cellular component: dendrite; synapse; plasma membrane. Gene Ontology annotation, molecular function: histamine receptor activity; G protein-coupled acetylcholine receptor activity; G protein-coupled serotonin receptor activity. NCBI's taxonomy places the organism in Eukaryota, Metazoa, Chordata, Aves, Casuariiformes, Dromaiidae. The coding region runs from base 3594 to 4796 and encodes 400 amino acids. The record is from RefSeq and is a predicted model, not a curated record. Gene Ontology annotation, biological process: adenylate cyclase-inhibiting G protein-coupled acetylcholine receptor signaling pathway; G protein-coupled receptor signaling pathway, coupled to cyclic nucleotide second messenger; chemical synaptic transmission. The transcript has 5 exons.
UCAGUCAUGGUACUGUGUAUUCUCUGUCCAAAGAGCACCCUUGGAGUGUGAACGCUCAGAAUCGACAAGUGGUUCUGAAGGUCUUAGCUUUUGGAUGUUCAUACUGAGCUAGGUCUUUCUGUUUUUUCAGAAAUACUAAUCCUUGUCCCCAAAAAUCUCAUGUUCUAGUUUUGCAUGAUGGUGAAAAUGAAAACCCCCAAAUGAAAGAAACAGGUUUUUGGUAACCAGUCACUGCCUUAAUGAAAGACUUAUAUAGGUCAUCCACUUGAUGAGCAAAAUUAAAACACAAUAACUUACAAUGGCUGGUAACAAGCCUUUAGAAGCAGAUCAUAGAAGUGGAACUGUGUUUGUGUUUGUGUUUUCACACUUUUUCUUUGAGUGAGACUGUAAAGUGUUGGCUAGCUAUCUUUCCUGUGGACACGUUUGUUUAGAGAAGUUGCGUGCUCUUCUUUUUUUUGUUUAUAAGCAUUUUCUAAGUUUAAACUUCCUUUUUUCUAAGAACAAGUUCUACAUGUGGCUUUCCAGAAGAGUUUUGCGAAACUGGAUUUUGUCCUUACCUUUGAGAGCAAUGCCUCAGUAUACCUUGUGAUGUAGAGAACCUGUUAUUCUUGUACUUCGAUUAGUAGCUGUGUCCCAUCAUUUCAUUGAAUACAAUUGUUCCUGCUUUGUAAUGGAGAAAAUAUAUGAGCAGCAUUAGUCGUUAAGUGUCAGGAUCAAAAAAUUUAGCACUGCUCUAGCUGUGGAAGUCCUUGAGGUAUGUCAAGAGCGUUUUCAUGCUGGGACUAGUCCCCGCAAAGGGCACGAAUAGAGAAAGAAUAUUAGCAUUUAGAGCAAAGCAGCAACAGAUGUGGUAUAUAUUAUAAUCCUUCCACUUUUGUGGUUGCCUAUAACGCAUUUGGCGUGUUAAUAAAGAAACCAAGAAGCAGUCUUCUUCAGAAACGGCCAUGAAAUGUUUUGUUCUUUCUUACUGGAGAACACGCAUGUCCCAUAGUUGGAGAAAGAAAACAGUAAACAGGCCUCUCUUACAAGCAGCGAGCUUGCUUUAUAAGUCAGUUCUGAGGCCAUGAGCUGCUGCUCAGGAAAAAUAUGCAGAUCUCAAAAAUGUUACGUGAAAUCAUAGGAUUCAUAAUAUUAAUGCAAGCUUCAGAUUCCUGUAGCAAAAACAUACAUGGUCACUACAGUGGUUGACACGUUCGAAUCUUGGAUAGACUGGUAUCUCUGAUGAACUUCGACGGUGCUGAAAUGUAAGCUUUUGAAGAGUAUUAUUCUGGAGCCAAUGUGUUACUCUUGAAUAGACUGAAAUUAUUAACAUCUUUUCACUCUGACCUGUAGUAAUUUUAGAUUGGCACUUAUGUAUUAAAAUAAUGCUGUGAGAACAAAAUAGUUGAUGUUGUAAUCAUGAUCACCCUGUCAUUUUGAUAACUAACAAUCAUUUAAUUUUUAUGGUGCUGACAGUUUCUCAUUUUUGAUUUUUAGGUAAAGUUUAUGAAUAUUAGAAGUUGUUACCUUCAGUAUGCCUCUAUACAGAGAAGAGAAAGAACACUUUGCCCUUUCCCUUACGUAUGUGUCACCGUUCUUGCAGGUUUCUGUGCUGAAAAUAGGUAAAGCAGAGUCAGCCAAACUACCUCUGUGAGAAUGAAUGUUUUCACUCCGUGUUAACUAAAGUGUGCUGACAGGAGAUCUGUUUUAGAUUUGGCACAGCUUACUCCUCUACCAGGUAACAAGGAUGGGAUCAGCCUUUGUUUAUAAGGGAGUCUGACCUUUACCUUUGGAGAGUUUUGUAGGAACACAAUCUCCAUAUUCCUGUUAAAUACAUUAUCAUAAAUACUGCUAUUCUGAACUUCUACUACUAAACAAUGUAGCAGUCUAAUAAAUGUAUCAAUGUAAACUAUGAUGGUUUAAUAUUUGACUGCAAAUUUAAGUUUUUUUAAAUAAGGAUCUAAAGGAAUAUAUUGAAAAUCAACUAGAUUAAAAUAGAGCCCAAGGCUCGUUAGCCCAGCAGUUGACACUGCAACUUGAUAAGGAUUCAAGUUGUAUUAGUCAAAUUUUGUGUAUAUGAACUAGCACAUAGGAUCAAGCAAAGAAAAGAUAACUAAAAUGAUUUGUAGUAACUUUCAUUUUGAAAUUAAUAUCCUAAUACAAUUUAUACUGUUAACAAGCAAGAGCAGCAGUUUAACAGUGAGUUUCUUUGUAGCCAAAUAUUAUAAAUUGGUUUAAGACAGUAUAGGUUGUAUACAUGUCUCCUAUUUGUGAAAGAAUUAUAGAUUUCAUUAGUUGAAAAAAUAAGACCAUAGCAUUAAUCCACACUUAAAAUACAGUUGCCGAUCAUAAAAAUAUGUCCAUAAGUAAUCAAUAGCAGAAAAAGGUGGAUUGUCACUUUCAUCUUUUCUGCCAUUCUGUUUUGUCCUAUCUCUCUGUUUUACAGUUCACUUUGCUCUUCAGGGAAUGAAUCAGCGUGCAGCUGAAACCAGAUUAGCCAUUACAGGAAACGAGAAUCCUACCAGAUUUGAAUGGAGAGAAGCAAACAGACAGGACUGUUACCCUCUUCAGAGGCCUAUGGAAGCACUGUGGUGUCUUUUGUUAUCAAUACAAUGCAGAAGCAAAAGUUCCUGGGGUAAGCAGGUGACUGUUUAGGAGACGAAGUGAGUUAAAGUGAGUGAAUGUAAUUUCUGAUGCCAUAUUGGUAUCCUGAGCCACAAAUCACUGGAGGCAAGGAGAGCAUACCAGCAGUUACUAUGUACUACAUAUAUACUACAUCUUGCUAUGUUCUUACUCCCUUCUGUAGGCUGUUGGCUGCUGAUGCACACAGCACAUGGACUUAGCUGAACUCUUAAUUUGACCUGGCUUUUAUUCACCAAUAUUUUUUUUCCCACAUAAUAACUUGGAUCUCAAAAACUUAAGACAGGUUAGUAACAUUCCAUAGUACUUUUUACCAAAGUGUGUUUUCAACAUUUUCAGCAUUACCUGGAAAAGAACUAAAGCUUAAAGCAGAAAUGGACAUGCAUGCUGUGCAGAUACUUGUAUGGAUAAUAAAGUUUUGCGUUUCUAUGCUGUUGCCAUGCAAACAUUUAGUAAAAGCACUUGGCAAAUGCUAAUGAAUUUGUUGCCACGGACAUGGGGAACAGAAACAUAGACGUGGAGGCUAAAAUGUUUCAAAUUUGAGUAUCUUAAAUUAGACACCAAAGUGUUUUUAGGACCUACGAUGAAAAUGAUUAUUUUUUUACAACUCUGGAAUAUUCAGAGCUCUCUGCAAAUGGUAUCAUUAUUCAUAAAAAAUCGAAGCACUUGCAGGAGGGACACCAUUUCUCCCAUCAGUGUGGAGAGAAAGGCCUAACUCUAAUAGAGUUAAUUGCAAAGCUCCCAUUCAGGGAGUGAGCAUUUUGUUCCUUGAUUCUAGGAAGGGAGCAACUAAUGCUGUGUCACUGAGGCCGGUAAGAGUUUUACAGUGGAUCUCAGUGGGAGUUUUGCAACCCAUUUCUGAGGAUUUCACCAUCACUGCUGUGCUGGUUAAUAUUCCUUAUGAAUCUUAACCUUUUGGAUGAACCUACGAGACGUGAGUUUCUUCCCAGAGUGAACUGACCUGGACACUCAGCAUGCACAACAGCAGUGCUGAAGCUCUGCAUGCGCCUGGAACGUGUAACGAGACCAUGUCUUCACAGCCACUGAGCUCAGAGUUCUCGCUGGGGGUGUUGGUGCUCCUGGCUGUCCUUAUGGUGCUGCUAGCUCUGAUCACAACCCUUGGAAACGCCUUGGUGAUCCUUGCUUUCAUACUGGACAGAAACCUCCGGCAUCGGAGUAAUUACUUCUUUCUCAAUCUUGCUAUUUCUGACUUUGCAGUGGGUGCUUUUUGUAUACCUUUGUACAUCCCUUACAGCCUGACAGGGAAGUGGCACUUGGGAAGAAGCCUGUGCAAGCUCUGGCUAGUUGUGGACUAUCUUGUGUGUACAGCUUCGGUGUUUAAUGUUGUCCUUAUCAGCUAUGACCGUUUCCUGUCAGUUACAAAAGCUGUAUCUUACAGAGUCCAGCAGGGAGCGGCCUCCAGCCCUGUUGUCAAGAUGGUAGCCAUCUGGGUCUUGGCCUUCCUCCUCUACUGCCCAGCAGUUCUCUUCUGGGAGCACGUGACCGGCUGCAGCGUGGUUGUGGAGGAUCAGUGCUACGCUGAGUUCUUCAACAACUGGUACUUCCUCCUGUGCGCCUCCACCUUGGAGUUCUUUGUACCACUGAUCUCAGUGACCUAUUUCAAUGUGCACAUCUUCUGGAAUAUCCAGAAGCGCCAGAGACGUGGCAGCGUGCAGGAGGGUGAACCUCCAAAGAGCAGCAGCUUGUCUUGGAGAUCUUGCCUCUUGCCAAGGCAAGGAUUAUCUUCUGCAGAAGCAGAGGACAGCAUUUCAUCAUUAUCAAGGUCAUGGAGACCAGCAGUGGCGGCUAACUGUCCUUCUCCAACACGAACCAACUCCAUAACCCUCAAAAAUGAUCUCUCUGCUUCUUUCCGUGCAAAGACCAAGUCAAAACUGCAACGGGAUAAGAAAAUUGCGAAGUCACUUGCCAUAAUUGUGUGCGUCUUUGUCAUUUGCUGGGCCCCAUAUACGUUACUAAUGAUUAUUCGUGGGGCCUGCCAAGGAACCUGCAUCCAUAAGACCUUGUAUGAAAUUACGUUUUGGCUUUUGUGGCUCAAUUCGUCUUUGAACCCAUUUCUCUACCCCCUCUGUCAUAUGAGGUUUCGAAUGGCUUUCAUGAAAAUAUUAUGUCCCCAAAAGUGUGCAACAUUGAGAUCACGUAACACACCUUCUUUUUAGAGAGUUAAAGCAAAGGACUUACAGAUAAGUUUCCUCUCUUAUUUAGUGCAAUUUUUUUAUAUCUUCAGCAGAAAUAUAGGAAAAGCUUUUGUUUACUGAUGGUAUUGAUUGAGAGUGCAGUAGAGGCAUGUACUUGCCCUGAUUUUAUUUUUUUGGUUUUGCUUGUAUUGUGCCAAGAUAAACACCAUCUAGUGCAAAGAAAAGUAUAACAA